Messenger RNA from Protobothrops mucrosquamatus (brown spotted pit viper), 1000 nucleotides. RefSeq names its product TSC22 domain family member 3 (gene TSC22D3). The transcript has 3 exons. The coding region runs from base 1 to 591 and encodes 196 amino acids. Gene Ontology annotation, biological process: regulation of transcription by RNA polymerase II. The record is from RefSeq and is a predicted model, not a curated record. Lineage: Eukaryota; Metazoa; Chordata; Lepidosauria; Squamata; Viperidae.
AUGUCGAGCUCCCCCCUGAAGGAGCGCCGCUCGCCGGUGGGGCUGGACUGCUGCAGCUGCUGCCUGGAUCUGGCCAACGGCCCCCUCGGCUACAACAGCAACUUCACCCCCCUCCUCCAGCUGCGCGAGCAGUUGGCGUGCGAGAGCCUCGGUGCCGCGCCCGAGCUGAGGCGCCUCAUGCGGCAGGACUCCCUGGAACCGGUGGUGCGCGACCCCCGCUAUCUCCUCAGCCGCGGGAUCUGCAACCGGAACAUCGACCAGACGCUGCUCUCGAUCCUGCUCUUCUUCCACAGCGCGUCCGGGGCCAGCGUGGUCGCCAUCGACAACAAGAUCGAGCAAGCCAUGGAUCUGGUCAAGAACCACCUGAUGUACGCAGUGCGGGAGGAGGUGGAGGUACUCAAGGAGCAAAUCAAGGAGCUGGCUGAGAAGAACUGCCGCCUGGAGCGCGAGAACAGCUUGCUGAAGAACCUGGCCAGCCCUGAACAGCUGCAGAAAUUCCGCUCCCACCUGCUCCUGGAGGCCCCCGUGGCCGAGAAGAAGAGCCAAGGGGCAGCUGCCCCAGCCCAACACAGGGCGGGCUCUGCGGUGUAAGGUGGCUCUGUCCAUGGGGUGGGCAGAGCCACAGAACUGCUUCAACUUGAUCUCCAAGCUAACGUGGUUUACUCACAUCUCCUGUGGAGGAUUCCAUAGAGGGCCUGACGGAGGCCCUUCGCCUGUGACCCCUUCCUUGGGUCUGGCCACAGACUCUCCUGAGAAAAGGAGCAAGGCUGCAUUGGAGUUGCUAUGGGCACACGGCUGCUGCACCUGAAGGAGACCGGGUUUGCCUUUCCACGAGCACCCUGGAGAAGGGGCUGUGCUGAAGGGGGGGGGGGCAAAGACUGUUGGUUUAGAAGAAUCUGGUUGGAGGUUUUCUUCAAUCAGCUCAGAGAAAAGGCAGCCCCCACCACUCCUGGGAUAGGAACAGGAGCAGCUGGUCAGCUGGCAAGACUUUCCCCCCCCC